Messenger RNA from Eublepharis macularius, 1052 nucleotides. It is a transcript of the gene SSNA1, whose product is annotated as SS nuclear autoantigen 1. Lineage: Eukaryota; Metazoa; Chordata; Lepidosauria; Squamata; Eublepharidae. The transcript has 3 exons. Bases 82 to 435 code for a protein of 117 amino acids. The record is from RefSeq and is a predicted model, not a curated record. Gene Ontology annotation, cellular component: centrosome; ciliary basal body.
GGGGGAGGAGCAGAAAGAAAAGCCCCGAGAGCGGGAAGGGCGGAGACGGCUGCAGCUACCACCGCGGCCUCGAGCUCGGCGAUGACCCAGCAAGGGGCGGCCCUGCAGAACUACAAUAACGAGCUGGUCAAAUGUAUUGAAGAUCUGUGCAUAAAAAGGGAUGAGCUGAACAAACAGAUCCGGCUAGAGGAAGAAGAGAAGGUUAAGCUGCAGAAUGAAAUCCGUCUCUUGACAGAGAAGCUAGCCCGUAUUAAUGAAAACCUGGCCCGCAAGAUGGCUUCCCGGAAUGAAUUUGAUAAAACCAUUGCUGAGACUGAAGCUGCUUAUAUGAAGAUCUUGGAAAGUUCACAGACACUACUAAAUGUCCUCAAAAAGGAAGCAGGGAAUCUCACCAAAGCCACAGAUACAAAAAGCUCUGUGACUAAAGAAAGUUGAGCAGUUGUUUGAAAUAGUUCUUUUAAGAGGGAGCGCAAGGCUCACUGGAAACUUUGCAGAUACUGCUUGGUUUAAAACAAUGUCUAAUAAAUUGUAUAGUUUUCUCAAAGCUUUCUUGCUUUAUGUUUAAGAUGACAAAGAUUCAAUUGAACUGGCAAACAGCUCCUAACAGCAGAAACCUUUCAUAGGCAUGCUAUACAUAAGAUGUUAACAAAGAUGAGGCUGCCUUUUUCCUUAGUGGAAAGAGCUCUUGUACAUGACUUUCUGUUUUAGCUUCACCCCUCUACUGCAGCAUGAGAUUUGCUAGCAAUAACUGUAUUGACUCCAUAUUCCCAUAUAGUAUCUAGUGCACAGAAGUUGUAGCAUGGGAGGUAGAGUACAGUUCUGAACCUGUCUAGUUUGUAGUAUGAGCUGAAAUAAUUGCAGUGUUAAAGGCAGCAUCAGGCAGGUUUUAGAGAUGUCCAAUAAAUUAUUUUCCUCGAGUCACCACUGGCUAUUAGUUUCUGAUGUUCUCAGGCUACUAUAUUUACUUAAAUGCAAGACUAGGGUUUUUCCCAGGUAUGCCAUCCCAAAAGAAGGGGUCAUCAUACAUUCACAUAUGAACUAAUUAUGUCCAG